This is a messenger RNA of Plutella xylostella (diamondback moth), 2448 nucleotides long. The record is from RefSeq and is a predicted model, not a curated record. NCBI's taxonomy places the organism in Eukaryota, Metazoa, Arthropoda, Insecta, Lepidoptera, Plutellidae.
AUGUUGAAAAUCUUACAAGCCAACCUCCAACACGCGAAGGCAUCUAGUGCCGUCGCGUGCAAGGUCCUCCAAGAGGAUGGACUGGACAUGGCUUUGUUACAAGAACCGUGGAUCCAUGGAAACACGGUACUGGGACUGACCGCUGCAGGAUUCUGCACUGAUGACCUAGUAGCGGCACACGUAAUGCUACCCGGCUGUGAGGGCAUGAAGCUCAUUGUUAGCUCGGCCUACCUGCCCGGGGAGCACACAGAUCCGUCGACGGCCCUCGCUCCACUGGUGGAGUAUUGUGAGGACCAGAAUGCCCAGCUUGUGAUAGGGGCCGAUUGCAAUUCCCAUCACACAGCCUGGGGCAGUACGGAUACCAACAAGAGAGCUAUGGAAAAGGUGAUCAAUCUUCAUAUUAGAAUGGGCUACCUCACACAAAACCCACUACAUGUGAAGCAGCACGCCUAUCAGAAGGGCAAAUCUACGGAAACUGCCCUAAUUGAACUUACUGAUAGGAUUGAGAAAGCACUAGAGGACAAAGAAAUUGCCCUCUGUGCUUUUCUAGAUGUAGAGGGUGCUUUUGAUAACACCUCGACGAAUGUCAUUCUCAAAUGUAUGAGGGACAAAAACAUCGACAACACCACACUUACGUGGAUAGAAUCGAUGUUAACCAACAGGACUGUUAAAACAACACUCCUGGACAAGAGCAUUGAGGUUAAAAUAACAAGAGGAUGUCCCCAAGGCGGCGUACUAUCGCCCCUGGAGUGGUCCAUUGUUGUCGACACCCUGCUCUGUGAGCUCAAUGAAGCUCGCUUCGACACUCAGGGCUACGCUGAUGAUCUCGUCAUAACCAUCGUAGGCAAAAGCGCCAGCACGAUUUCAGAUCUGAUGCAAACAGCCCUUAAGAUGGUAGAGCGCUGGUGCAGGGAGUAUCAACUCUCUGUAAAUGCCAGCAAAACCAUAAUUGUACCGUUCACCCGAAGAAGGAUCCUAGAUGGUCUGAGACCACCGGUUCUCUUUGGGGAAACGGUAAACUUCUCCAAAGAAGCCAAAUAUCUUGGUGUAAUCCUAGAUCAGAAGCUGACUUGGAAUCAACAUCUGCAGUACAUAGCCCAGAAAGCUAAGUGCGCUAUGGGAUCGUGCUGUAGACUAGUUGGGAAAAAAUGGGGCCUUAAGCCGAAGUUAACCCUUUGGCUAUACGAAGCCGUAGUGAGACCUAUGGUUACAUACGGCUGCGUAGUAUGGCACAGGAAAACCCAACAAAAAACCUGUCAAGAUCUAUUAAGUAGUCUUCAAAGGUUAGCGUGUCUGAUGGCCACUGGAGCUAUAAGGUCCACUCCGACAGCAGCGAUGGAAGCCAUGCUGAAUCUUAGCCCUUUACACAUACAUGUGCAGAAAGAGGCUCGAUCAGCUAUGCUACGGGCUGCUGAAGGAGGCAGGAACCGAUGGCACUCGGCUGUGUUCAGCUCGCUCCACCGAGAGCUUCUCAGUACCCAUGCCAUGGCGAUGCCUUCCGACGCUAUGGAAACGGAGUACUGUUUCUCAAGGCUCUUCUCAGUUGAGAUACCAGAAAGGGAGAAGUGGAAUGAUGAUAAGGCCCUUCAAACUUUCCGGUCGGGAGACAUCGUGUGGUACACCGAUGGAUCCAAAAAGGAAGGCCUGGCAGGUUCAGGCAUUUACGGAGAAAGGCCAAGAGCGCGCAAAUAUGCGAGCCUGGGAAGGUUUGCCUCCGUAUUCCAAGCCGAGAUAUAUGCCAUCAUUGGAUGUGCAUACGAAAACCUGGAUAGAGCCUUCACUCGGAGGAAUAUAUUUAUUCUGUCAGACAGCCAAGCUGCUCUUAAAGCAUUGACUUCUGCAGAAGUUAACUCCAAACUUAUAAUGGAGUGCAUCCUCAUCCUGAACAAAAUUGGAGCUAACAAUAGAGUGACCCUGCGAUGGGUGCCCGGACAUUGUGGCAUCAAUGGCAAUGAGGAAGCAGAUGAGCUCGCACGUCUGGGAGCAGAAAGCCUACCGUUGGGCCCCGAGCCCAUCAUCGGGCUACCAAAAUGCACCAGUCGUCGCGAGAUCAAGGACUGGGCACAGAACCAAAGCUUAGAGGCUUGGAAUAAUGUACCAGGGCAACAUCAUGCAAGAGCCCUAAUCGUGGGCUAUUCGCAGAAAUUUACGCGUCGAGCUUUAGAGCUCACACGCAACCAGUUAAGGGUCUUGACAAGAACCUUAUCAGGUCACUGUAGGUUGAACAGUCACUUACAUAAAAUGGGUCUGUCCGAUACUCCAACUUGUAGAUUUUGCAAUGAAGAGGACGAAACGCCCAUGCAUAUUCUCUGUGAAUGUGAGGCCAUCAUUCACAAGAGAAACAGAAUCUUGGGCGGCUACAAAUUAGCCCCCAUAGAUGUCAGGUCUCUCUCUCCAGGUAAGAUCAUCAGGUUUAUAAAAGACCUGGGCCUGGAUAGUGAGAUUUGA